This is a messenger RNA of Thamnophis elegans (Western terrestrial garter snake), 880 nucleotides long. It is a transcript of the gene BAG2, whose product is annotated as BAG cochaperone 2. Gene Ontology annotation, biological process: protein stabilization. Lineage: Eukaryota; Metazoa; Chordata; Lepidosauria; Squamata; Natricidae. The record is from RefSeq and is a predicted model, not a curated record. The coding region runs from base 8 to 703 and encodes 231 amino acids. The transcript has 3 exons. Gene Ontology annotation, molecular function: protein-folding chaperone binding; adenyl-nucleotide exchange factor activity.
GCUCGCUAUGGCCCAGGCCAAGGUCGGCAACGCCAAGAGCAGCGGAGGAGGAGGAGGAGGAGGAGGAAGCGGCGGCGAGGCAAGCCAGCAAGCGGGCGCGGGUCAGCAGCCCCGAGGUCGGUUCUUCCGCUCCACCUCCAUGGCGGACCGCUCCGGCCGCUUGCUUGAGUGCCUGGACCAGCUGGAGCGGAGAGUUGAAGCGUUGCGUGAUGCGGCAGCUUCAAUGGAACAAGAAAAAGAAACUCUUCUGGAAAUGAUCCAUAAUAUACAGAACAGCCAGGAUAUGAGGAAUAUUAGUGAAGGUGAAAGAGAAGAACUUAAUCUGACUGCCAAGCGCCUUAUGGGCCGAACGAUCACAGUUGAGGUUUCCGUAGAGACCAUACGAAACCCUCAGCAGCAGGAAUCCCUGUUGCGGGCUACCCAGAUGAUUGAUGAAAUAGUCAAUAAACUCUUGGAUGAUUUGGAGGACUCAAAGGGCCGCUUAAUAUCACUUUACGGAGCUUGUACAUCUGAGACCCCAUCGGGACCUGUUGAUCAAAAAUUCCAGUCUGUUGUGAUUGGAUGCGCCAUAGAAGAUCAGAAGAAAAUUAAGAGACGGCUAGAGACUUUGCUUAGAAAUAUAGACAAUUCCGAAAAGUCCAUCAUGCUUCUAGAAAACCAAAGAGCAACUUCAAGGCACCUCUGCAACAAUGGAAAAGAUUAAGAAACUUUUGAGUCCCAUUGUGAAAAAAACUAAAUGUUUUCUUAAAAUAUACAAAAGCAAAGAAAUGCCAUAUUAAAAUAUAUCAUGUAUGGUCUUGUUAAUAUAGGUCACAUGCCCCGAAACUGAAGGAAGUUUAUAUGCAUCUUGUACAAAUCCUGAGGCAUUCAGAAACAAAGA